GGGCCAGGGUUUGAACCCAAGUUCUUAAGUUUCCUCCUUGAAGCACUCAUCGCAGUUCUAAUUCAGUUAAUAUUUAUAUGAUUGCCUCCUCGCUGCACUGUAGGCUCCAUGCUGGCAGGGACCAUGCCUGUCUUCUUCAUGCUAUAUCCCCAACACCUGGCUCACAGUAGGUGCUCAGUUAAUAUUUGUCCACAAGAUCAUGUUGCCUCCAGUGGGCUGGGCCCUGGGUGGCCUGAUGAGCCCAGGGUGGAUUAUCAGAUUAUCAGAUUGCUGACUGAGAGGGUAUCUGCCCCAGCAGAGCUCCAGAGGCAGAGGGAGGGCAGGAUUUUCCCCCUGGGCCCAGGCCCAGGCCCAGGCUGACGAGGGGCCCCAAAGAGCUUGUUUGUUGGUUGUGCUUGUGUCUCACUGCUGUCCUUUGCUUCCAUGUGCCACUGUGGCGAUGGCUCCACGGCUUCUCCCUGACUGGCUGCGUGACCACAAUGGCUGCUUCUGGCAACAUCAUGACAACAGAGAAGAGUUUAGUGGUUGAGGCUGAAAAUUCACAGCACCAACAACAGAAGGAAGACGGUGAGGGAGCUACAAACUCAGGCCAACAAGAAACUCAGCUGGAAGAGGCCUCUCAAGCAGCAGCUGAGGGAGAUAAUCGAUGUGAGCAGAAGCUGAAAACAUCUAAUGGAGACACUCCCACACAUGAGGACUUGACCAAGAACAAGGAGCGGACAUCAGAAAACAGGGGCCUGUCACGGCUGUUCUCCUCAUUUCUGAAAAGGCCUAAAUCUCAGGUCUCUGAGGACGACAGCAAAGAAGUGGAGGCAGCUAAAGAGAAAGGUGAAGAAGGUCAGAAAGACAUAGAAUUUGCAACUAGUCUUGAUGAAGAGAUAAUUUUAAAAGCCCCGAUUGCAGCUCCUGAACCUGAACUCAAAACAGACCCAUCCUUGGAUCUUCAUUCGUUGAGUAGUGCAGAAACACAGCCUGCUCAGGAAGAACGCAGAGAAGAUCCCGAUUUUGAAACUAAGGAAGGAGGAGGACUUGAAGAGUGCUCUAAAAUAGAAGUGAAAGAGGCAAGUCCUGAAUCAAAAGGAGAAACAGAAACAAAAGCUUCCCAGAAAUCAAUCAGAAGACACAGAAACAUGCAUUGCAAGGUCUCUUUGUUGGAUGACACCGUUUAUGAAUGUGUUGUGGAGAAACAUGCUAAGGGACAAGAUUUGCUUAAGCGAGUGUGUGAACACCUCAAUCUUUUGGAGGAAGACUACUUUGGUCUAGCCAUUUGGGAUAAUGGAACUUCCAAGACAUGGCUGGACUCUGCGAAAGAAAUAAAAAAGCAGGUUCGUGGUGUCCCUUGGAAUUUCACAUUUAAUGUAAAGUUUUAUCCACCUGACCCAGCACAGUUAACAGAAGAUAUAACCAGAUACUAUUUAUGUCUUCAGCUUCGGCAGGACAUCAUUGCAGGACGCCUGCCCUGUUCCUUUGCAACCUUAGCAUUAUUAGGCUCUUAUACCAUCCAGUCUGAGCUGGGAGACUAUGACCCAGAACUCCAUGGUGCGGAUUAUGUUAGUGAUUUUAAACUGGCCCCAAAUCAGACCAAGGAACUUGAAGAGAAGGUCAUGGAACUGCAUAAGUCAUACAGGUCCAUGACUCCAGCUCAAGCUGACCUGGAAUUUCUUGAGAAUGCCAAAAAGUUGUCUAUGUAUGGUGUUGACCUUCAUAAAGCAAAGGACUUGGAAGGAGUGGAUAUCAUCCUAGGCGUCUGCUCCAGUGGCCUUCUGGUUUACAAAGAUAAGCUGAGAAUUAACCGCUUUCCUUGGCCCAAAGUGCUGAAGAUUUCUUACAAACGUAGCAGCUUUUUCAUCAAGAUUCGGCCUGGAGAGCAAGAACAGUAUGAAAGUACGAUCGGGUUCAAACUUCCCAGUUACCGGGCAGCUAAGAAAUUAUGGAAAGUCUGUGUAGAGCAUCACACAUUUUUCAGACUUACAUCUACAGACACCAUUCCUAAAAGCAAAUUUCUUGCACUGGGAUCCAAAUUUCGAUACAGUGGCCGAACCCAGGCUCAGACCAGGCAAGCCAGUGCGCUGAUUGACAGGCCUGCCCCACACUUUGAGCGUACAGCAAGCAAACGGGCAUCCCGGAGCCUUGAUGGAGCGGCUGUUGAUUCAACAGACCAAAGUCCUCGGCCCACCUCAGCACCAGCCAUUGCUCAGAGUCAGGUCACAGAAGGCAGCGCCCCAGGGGCACCCUCCAAAAAAACAGUGGUUUCUAAAACACAGAAGGAAACAGUGAAGGCUGAAGACAAAAUGGAAGAAGCACCACCUGAGCAAGCUGAACCAGAGCCCUCGGAAGUGUGGAAGGUGGAAAAAACCCACAUCGAGGUCACAGUCCCCACUUCAAAUGGUGACCAAACACAGAAAAAGAGAGAGAGACUAGAUGGUGAAAACAUUUAUAUCAGACAUAGCAAUUUAAUGUUGGAGGAUUUAGACAAAAGUCAAGAAGAGAUCAAAAAACAUCACGCCAGCAUCAGUGAGCUGAAGAAGAACUUCAUGGAAUCUGUACCAGAACCACGGCCUAGUGAGUGGGAUAAACGCUUAUCCACUCACUCCCCGUUCCGAACACUUAACAUCAAUGGCCAGAUCCCCACAGGAGAAGGAGUGAAGAAAACCUCUGUCCUUCUCUCGGAAAGAAAGGUUGGUGGGCCAGAGAAUGUAAAUGGCAUUCGCACUGAGGAGGUGGCUGCCGUGACAAAGGGGCCAUCUACCAACCCCGACUCUGAAUGGGAGGGCCCCACGCAUUCAUUAAUGCCUAGUAAGAGCCAAAUGACCACCCCGUCGGAGUCUCCGAAAAGCUUUGACUUGGGCUCCCUCUCCAUAAGCAGCAAGCAGACAGAAGAGAAGGAGCCAGGGGCAGCUGGCUCUCUUGAUACUAAGGAAAUGCCCCGAGGCCCCAGUGGGGAAUGUGUGGAAGCGGAGGAACAGGCCAGUGCCUUAAAGUCCUCAGUAUCACCAGCUUCCUCUCAGCUGCAACUUGGUGAAAAAAAGGCAGAGAGUAGUGAAGAACACGUUACACCAGGAGAGCCCCUUGGAAAGCAAAAUGGAUCGUUUCUUGACUCUCGUGUGGGUAACCAGUUCCCCAUCCUCAUUCGAAGUUUCCAGCCUCCCCUGGUGAAGACUCAAACUGUCACCAUCUCAGACACUGCCAAUGCUGUGAAAAGUGAAAUCCCAACCAAAGAUGUCCCUAUUGUCCACACUGAGACCAAGACCAUCACUUACGAGGCUGCGCAGACUGAGGACAGCAAUGGGGACUUGGACCCAGGAGUCUUGCUGACAGCUCAGACCAUCACCUCUGAGACCACCAGCAGCACCACCACAACUCAGAUUACCAAGACUGUAAAAGGUGGGAUUUCAGAGACCCGGAUUGAAAAGAGAAUUGUGAUCACAGGAGAUGCUGACAUUGACCAUGAUCAGGUCCUCGUACAGGCCAUCAAGGAGGCAAAGGAGCAACACCCAGACAUGUCAGUGACCAAGGUGGUCGUCCACCAGGAGACUGAAAUCUCUGAGGAAUGAACUCAGGAACUGUUUACCCCCGACUCCCUGCCCGUCUCCCAUCCAAGAGAAAACCAGCAAAAUGAUAAAGAAGCUAACCUGCAAUAAUCAGACUUCAGACUUUCAAGAUUAUUCUAACCACCAGAAAAUUGAUUUCAUUUUCUAUUUGGAAUUUAUACCAACAGAGUCUUCUAGAUGUCACUGAUCCUUUGGAAUACCUUUUUCUAUAUUGUGAUACCAGAAAUUGUUCAACUUUUCACUCUACGGACUGUUUUUAAAGAGCUUUUUGGUUUUUUUAAUGGGGUGACUUGUAACCCCUUCAGCCUGUCCUCUCCCCAUUUAUUUCCAACCCAGGUACUGACAGCGUCCACAGAAUUCUUCGGGAAACCCUCCAGACGCUGUCAGCUGUGUUGGGGGCCAAAGCAAGCUUACUGGGGCUGCCCUGCUCCCCGCCUAGUUUCAUACCCUUUGGAUGAUAGCAGAAACUUCACUAGCCAGCCCUCCCUCAGAACCAAUGACAUGACUUUCCCAGAAUGUCAGGCAGGGUGGCUGCCCUGAUCCACAGGCCCCAGGAAAAUGUCCCUGUCCUUCUAUGGAGGGUGGUUUGGGUGAGGCGGAGACCUCUGCUAAGAACGUAGUGUUGCUUUUCCUCCCUCCCUCCUGCUCUUUCUUUUUGGAGCUUCUUUAGAUCAAAGACAUCAGAAGUUGCUUCAGAUAUAUCUGAUACUGUGAAUGUUGGAACAGAUCCGUGGCCUUCACCUCCCCACCCUCCCUCCCUUUUACCUCGUCAGAAGCAGCGGCUCUGCUAAGUGCUCACCCCACCACCCGUCUCAGGAGACCAAAACUCACGGAGACAUAGGCACUUUUGGCCAAAGCACUAAUGGCACAUGUUUAGUGGUGAUUUGGGCAAAGAAAGCGAAUGAGGUUUUUGAAAGGUUUUCUAGUUCUGGGAAUGUGCACUUCACAUGGGAACGGUGGGGUUUACCUCAGUCAGAUCUUGCUCAGAAGUCCUUCCAGGUGACUGUCGCUGGGCCUCUUCUUUAAUCCUGGACGGUAGGGAAUGUGACUCGGAGAGGAGGGUGUGUACCGUGACCUGUCUUCUCCCCACCAGCACCCACCUGCCAACAAGGGAAUUGGCUUUUAGGGGCCAUCCUCCCCACAAGACCCCCACGUGCCAAGGGGUACAGCACCAGCUCUGCUCAUUCCCACUCACCAUCUGAGUCCGUCAGGUUUUGUAGGCUUGGAUUUAAUGGUGAGUUUGGCUUUAAUUUUUUUGUGUGUUGUUUGGGUUUUGAGAAUGAGGACUGGUGUCCCCAAUUCUACCAUCCCUCGUACAGAUUUGGGGGCAUUUUUAUUCAGUAGGGCUUCUCUAAUGUUCCAGUUUGCUUCCCACAAACAGAUCUGCCUGCAAGUUCUUAGAACCCUGAUUCUAGGACAGAAAUGAAUUCAUGAGGCAGACAGUGGGUCAGAGUCCGCAGUCCCAGGGGGCGUGAGGGCAGCGAGCAGAAGAGAAGCCUCACGCCUCUGCCGUCCACGAUGGGAGCCAGUGGCACGUGUCCACAGUGUCUACUGGCUGAAUUCUGUUUAGACAAACUCAGUUGGUUUGAACUGAUUUCAUAUGUGUGCAUUUUUCUUUUAGUAGUUACGUGAGAUUGUUAUUAACCAACAGGCAGCUUCUCUGGGAAAGGACAGGAAGAGCUCAGGUGGGAUGUGUGACAGGCUUGAGGAGAUUGUCCUAUCUCAGGAACAGACUUAAAGCCUGUGGCAUGGCGUCUGAAAUGAUGGGGUUUAUGUGGGUGGUGCCCAAGCCUGGGCUGUGUUGCCAGGAGUGGUGGUGAGGUUAGAAGUCCAGCUCACAUCAAAUGAGCAUGUAACAUGAACUCCCUUGCCAGUGGCCUGCUGGCCUGCUGAAAGCUACUGUGGCUCCCAAAGCUGAAACCUGUGGAAUGAGGAGGAUGGGGGAAAGCAACAGGGCACCGUGCUUUAGAAAUCCGGCAGACUGCAUGUUCUGUGCCGUGCAGAGCAGUGUGGCAGCUUUCAGAGCACAGGACCAUGCAUUGGGGCCGAACCUUUCCCUCAGCUCCAUGACCAACUCAUUACACGUCUCCUCUCUGCUUCCUUGUCUAUAAAUUGGACCAGAAGAUCUAUAACGCCCUUCCAGCGCCGAGAAGCCAUGAUUUGGACAAGCUAGCAACGAGGGGUGUCCUUCCAAGCCUCUCCCCCUUUCCUUCCUCUCUGGUAACAGAUCUUGGGGUUUGGCAAUAGUUUGGAUUUUUUUCUUCCUGCAAUUGUGUGUGUGUGAGAGAGAGAA
Messenger RNA from Hipposideros armiger (great roundleaf bat), 5844 nucleotides. It is a transcript of the gene EPB41, whose product is annotated as erythrocyte membrane protein band 4.1. NCBI's taxonomy places the organism in Eukaryota, Metazoa, Chordata, Mammalia, Chiroptera, Hipposideridae. Gene Ontology annotation, cellular component: plasma membrane; cytoskeleton. The record is from RefSeq and is a predicted model, not a curated record. Gene Ontology annotation, biological process: cortical actin cytoskeleton organization; actomyosin structure organization. Bases 480 to 3554 code for a protein of 1024 amino acids. The transcript has 22 exons. Gene Ontology annotation, molecular function: structural molecule activity; actin binding.